This is a messenger RNA of Opisthorchis viverrini, 477 nucleotides long. RefSeq lists its product as hypothetical. The record is from RefSeq and is a predicted model, not a curated record. Lineage: Eukaryota; Metazoa; Platyhelminthes; Trematoda; Opisthorchiida; Opisthorchiidae. The coding region runs from base 1 to 477 and encodes 158 amino acids. The transcript has 5 exons.
AUGGUUAAACACACUCGAAUAAUAUCAAACACUUACGAAGAUCCGAAGAUCUCCGGUGAUCGAAAUGUUAAUCCAUUCGGAUUCGUCGUUGGCCCAGGUCAGCGAAUUAACAAUAAUCCAAUCACGGUUGUCCUGAGGUCUUCUUCUGAACAGUUCUCACUUAUACUGGAGUCCGAAGAUGAUCUGAAAUGCUUUGGUACCAGAGACGAGGGCCACUCUGCGGUCGUCUUCGAGCAAAUCGUACUUCGGACCGCAUCGCAGUCUCUGCAGGCUAAACGUUGCAUGAGUUCUUGUGAACAAUCUUGGGACAAAAGUGCUCCCCAACUAGGAAGGGCCGGGACACAAAUCACUACCACCAAUGGUUCCUACGCGGCGCCAGAUCGUCCAUCAAUGACAACGCACACACUGCGGCAUUCCGAUCGGGUUAGAAAAGUUGCUUUCAUCCGCAGCUGGCGUACGAAUACCGUCGGCGUUUGA